Momordica charantia (bitter melon) is the source of this 1422-nucleotide messenger RNA. RefSeq names its product Ribosomal RNA adenine dimethylase family protein (gene DIM1B). Gene Ontology annotation, cellular component: mitochondrion. Gene Ontology annotation, molecular function: rRNA (adenine-N6,N6-)-dimethyltransferase activity. NCBI's taxonomy places the organism in Eukaryota, Viridiplantae, Streptophyta, Magnoliopsida, Cucurbitales, Cucurbitaceae. Gene Ontology annotation, biological process: rRNA methylation. The record is from RefSeq and is a predicted model, not a curated record.
ACUCAGGCCUGUUCUACGAUUUUGGACACCCAAAUUUUUGCUUCGAGCUCCCCUCUUCGCAUCAACGGAACUUCGAAAUUUUUUUGCAAAUCUUUAUGUUCUGAUUCCGAUUGUUAUCAAUUAGAGAAAACCCAAAUGCUUAGUCCCCACAAAAAUCUAUGCAGGUUCGUCUAUGGCCUGAACCACAACCAUUCUUUUCACCGUACACGUUCAGCAUCCUCUUACCAAUACAACCAGAGAAACCAUGGUGCGAACGAAAAUGUUCGAACGAAAGACGGGAACGAAGAAGCCCAAUUGUAUUUCUACAAGAGUAGAGGCCAACACAUUCUCACGAACCAGCGAAUUCUGGACUCUAUUGUUCGAAAAUCUGCCAUAAGGCCGAGCGACACAGUCUUGGAGAUCGGACCCGGCACCGGCAAUCUGACAUUGAAGCUCCUAGAAGCUUCCCAAAAGGUCAUAGCCAUUGAAAUCGACAAACGAAUGGUCGAGAUUCUUCACAGACGCGUGGUGGAACAUAAAUUUGAAGACCGCAUUUGUGUCAUAUGCAAAGAUGCUUUGAAGUGCGAGUUUCCUCGUUUCGACCUCGUCGUGGCCAACAUCCCUUAUGGCAUAUCUUCGCCGCUUGUGGCCAAGUUGGUAUACGGGGCAAUUCCAUUUCGGAGCGCCACGCUUCUCCUUCAGAAAGAGUUUGCUCGGCGGCUUUUGGCGGAUCCUGGUGACUCGGAGUACAACCGUUUGGCUGUGAAUGUGAAGCUGGUGGCUGAUGUGGAGUAUGUCAUGGAUGUAAGCAAGAGGGAGUUUGUUCCUUGUCCGAAAGUCGACUCAUCCGUGGUCAUAAUCCGCCCCAAGAAGGAAGUUCCAGAAGUGAACCUGGAAGAGUGGCGGUCUUUCACGAGAACUUGCUUUGGCAAGAAGAAUAGAACACUUGGGGCAACCUUCAAGCAGAAGAGGAAGGUGAUAGAGCUAAUCCAUUCAUCAAAAGUGGCCUCAAAUUCUGAGAAUUCCAUUGGUGGGAACAAUGAAGAAAAGUCAUCUUCUUCAUCUUCGGAGAAGGGGUUUGAUUCUUUCAAGGAGAGGAUCAUAGAAGUUCUAAAAUCUGGAGAUUUUGAAGAUAAGAGGCCUGCAAAGUUGUGUAACAAGGAGUUGCUGCAUUUGCUGGCGUUGUUUAAUCGAGCUGGAAUAUAUUUUCACGAUGGAGCAGAGCUCCAGGAUGCAGAAAGAAGAUCCUUAGCUGAUGCCUACUGUUCAGAAUCAGAACAGUAAUUUUCCUUCUUCCCCCUGACUGGGCGAUAGCUUAAUAAUCUUUUAUUCCGCUGCCAAUUGACAAACUUUGUGUCCAUUUAACCGAUAGUCGUCUUCGGAAAGAGAUUGAAAGAUCAUUUUCUUCGAGUCGAGCUAUGUAUCCAAGGAUGAGUUUGCUAA